This is a messenger RNA of Paramecium pentaurelia, 906 nucleotides long. The record is from the annotation of a GenBank genome assembly. Lineage: Eukaryota; Ciliophora; Oligohymenophorea; Peniculida; Parameciidae.
AUGAAUUAAUUAUAAAUCUCAACUUAAGAAAUUUGCAAAUACAAAGACACAAUUACUUAAUUUCUAAAAGACAAUACACUUUAUGAUUGUUUGGCACAUCAUAAUUAGGUAUUAGUAUAUUAAUAAUUAUUAUAGUUGAUUGUUUUGGAUUAGACAUUCACUUGUUGGGAAGUAUUUUAGAUUUUUGUUGAGGAAAAUAUAGAAGAAACAUUAUUUUGGAAUUCAGAUAUUUCUAAUUAUGAUGGCAUAUUUACACAUUCAGAUUUAAUAAAAGUCUUAUUGAAAUUAUACGAAAAUGCAUUUAACAAUAAAUCUUCAUGUAUAAUAUUAAAUUUAAUUAAGUAUAACAGUCUGGUCCAUUAUUUAAUGUAAUUGAAGAGGAAGGUGAAGAUCAAGAAGAAAUAAUAUAGAAUAAUCAAUCUCAAAAAUAAUAACCAAAAGAAUUGAAUGAUGAUUAAAAAUUAAGAUUAAUUUAUGAAAUGAAAACUAUUUCCAUUAGAUAAUGGAAUCGUAUUUUGAAAGAUGAUGUAAUUAUUCACUUUUUAUUCAAAAUAGUUGCAAUCUUCUAUUGGAUUUAUAUAAGGAAGAAAUGAUGAAAGAUUAUAUGAUGCUUGUGUAAAAAUAGUAAAAUCUGGUACAAGUCGUCUUUUUGUAGUAGAUCCAGAAACAUUAAUGUUUUAAGGUGUUAUUCAUUAAAAGGAUAUAUUAUCAUUUUUAAUAAAAGGAUUUACUUAAUAUUUAGGAACAAUCUUAAAAUAAUAAAAUAAUAUUCUAUCUUAACAUUAAAUCAAUAUUAAAGCAUUUUUUUGUAAUUAUAAUAGAUAAAAAGAAAUUAUAACUUGUAAAGAAAAUGAAACUGUUUAUUAGUAUCUAUUUAAUUUUAAACAAGAGUAUUUUAUACUAUGA